This is a messenger RNA of Nelumbo nucifera (sacred lotus), 333 nucleotides long. The record is from RefSeq and is a predicted model, not a curated record. Lineage: Eukaryota; Viridiplantae; Streptophyta; Magnoliopsida; Proteales; Nelumbonaceae.
AUGGCUCUUCGAACUCUUAUCAGUAGAAGAACCGUUGCAUUAGGCUUAGGGUUUCAGAAUGCGGAGUCCAGAAUUCUAGGAUUAGGUUUUCGCCGUGCUCCGGAGUUGCAGACCUUCUUUCUUCUUGAUCUUCCUUACGACUACGGUGCUCUGGAACCCGCCAUAAGUGCAGAAAUUAUGAAGCUCCAUCACCAGAAACAACAUCAAACUUACAUAAUCAACUAUAAUAAGGCUCUUGAGCAGCACGAGGGAGAGAUGGGUGCCAUCAAGUUCAACGGUGGAGGCAGAACAUAUUACUUUUCGUUUUUGGAAAAGUACGAGCAGAAGAAAUAG